This is a messenger RNA of Cyprinus carpio (common carp), 2873 nucleotides long. RefSeq names its product SWI/SNF related, matrix associated, actin dependent regulator of chromatin, subfamily a-like 1. Bases 363 to 2762 code for a protein of 799 amino acids. Gene Ontology annotation, cellular component: nuclear replication fork. The record is from RefSeq and is a predicted model, not a curated record. The transcript has 17 exons. Lineage: Eukaryota; Metazoa; Chordata; Actinopteri; Cypriniformes; Cyprinidae. Gene Ontology annotation, molecular function: ATP binding; ATP-dependent chromatin remodeler activity. Gene Ontology annotation, biological process: replication fork processing; DNA repair.
UCAUAUCCUCUUCAGCGCUCCGUUUGAAGUAGAUGGUAAAGUUUAUCUCUGCAACCAAUAAUGAUUAAUCGAAUUUUCGCGCGUUUGUUAGAUUACCCCGAUAGCAAAAUGUAAACAUUUGAUGACUCGUAUUUGAAUCAGACAACUUGAUUUGAUUGUUAAACCCUCUAUAUAGUGUGUGACAGCAUUUAAAAGCGACCGGCCGCUCAAAAUAAUGUAAACAACGAUAGUAAGAGAUCUGCGGAGUGAGAAGAUCGCAGCCGCAUCCAGAGCUGUUACAUGAAUAUAUGUGACCGUUUGAAACACGACAUGUGUGUGAUUUGCUCCUCUGCGUCUUAGGAAGGGCUCAGUCGGAAUCAGUGAUGUCUGUGAACCUGACUCCGGAGCAGCAGCGGAGGAUAGAAGAGAACAGACAGCGAGCUCUGGCCAGAAGAGCCGAGAGACAGGCUCAGGUGAGACCCGGAUGUGCCCACACACAAGCACACACAGCCACAGGAGGCCCUGCAAAGUGUGCACCUGGUCAUCUGGUACAUCCAGGGGCCCCUGGUCAGUGUACAGGACAGCUGGGCACCAGAAGCCACUCUGUCCAGGUGGCUCCGUCGUCUAAUGUUUCUUCUGCAACUAAUAGCUUUUAUGGACAGCUGAGCAAACCGACCCCAGGAGAAAAGCGACCAUCUAAACUCCCUGAGGCCGGAGGAAGUGUCCCUGCAAAGAAGCCAGCGGUGUCCGUCAAAGGGAAGUGCGUGUCACACUCAGAAAAUCGUUUCCGAGUGGAGGUCGGCUACCAUGCGGAGCUCAUCACUGUAUUCAAAAGCGUUCCCUCUAAGAACUACGAUCCUGCUACAAGGAUGUGGAACUUCAGCCUUGAGGACUACCAGAUGCUGAUGGAGCAGGCAGCGAGUCUCCCCUCCGUCUCUCUCAAACCUCUGGAUGGGAUGGAAGCGCUGAAUUUUUCAGCGUCCACCAGUCGACCCAAAGAUGCAGCAGCUCUGGCGGCUCUGAUGAGGCUCUGUCAGGGCUGGCAGAAACCAGGUGCCGUGGUGAAGGGGAAGUGCGUUGUUGUGUCUCGCUGUCGGCUGGAGGUGGAUAUUGGAUACCAGGCCGAUGUUAUUGCAAUCUUCAAGAAAAUGCCGUCCAAAAAUUAUGACAUGAAGACCAGAAAGUGGAAUUUCCUUCUCGAGGACUACGGGAAGCUCAUGGCAGAGCUGAGUGAGCUGCCUGCGGUGGAGAUGGAGCCUUUGCCUCCCGCUGUGCUGCAGUCCUUCUCCGCUCAGUUUGAGAAGAGCGAGUCCAGAGCUCCAGUCCCUCCUGAGGCCGAUCUCUCACACGUGGAUCCGCAGCUCACACGCAGCCUCAUGCCCUUCCAGAGAGACGGGGUCAAUUUUGCAGUGUCCAGAGAGGGCCGUUUGCUCCUGGCUGAUGAUAUGGGUCUGGGAAAGACGGUCCAGGCCAUCUGUAUCGCUGCCUACUACAAGAGUGAGUGGCCUCUGCUGGUGGUGGCUCCGUCCUCAGUGCGCUUCACAUGGGCCGAGGCUUUCCGGCGAUGGCUGCCGUCCGUCAGAGCCGACAGCAUUAAUGUGGUGGUUACAGGCAGAGACAGCCUUCGCUCCGGCCUCAUCAACAUCAUCAGCUAUGACCUGCUCAACAGGAUGGACAAACAGCAGCCGUCCAGCCCCUUCAGUGUCAUCAUUAUGGACGAGUCUCACUUCCUGAAGAACAUGAAAACAGCCCGCUGCCGGGCGGCUCUUCCUCUGCUGAAGACGGCGAAGAGAGUGAUCCUGCUGUCAGGAACGCCUGCCAUGUCCAGACCUGCUGAGCUCUACACUCAGAUCCUGGCUGUGAGGCCGUCCCUGUUUCCACGCUUCCAUGACUUCGGCACACGCUACUGUGAUGCCAAACAGCUGCCGUGGGGCUGGGAUUACUCCGGCUCGUCUCAUCUGGGUGAACUGAAGCUGCUGCUGGAGGAGACUCUGAUGCUCCGCCGCCUCAAAUCAGAGGUGCUCUCGCAGCUUCCCGCCAAACAGCGGAAGGUGGUUACCGUGACGACAGACGGCACCAACUCCCGCACCAAAGCCGCUCUCAACGCCGCUGCCAAAGAGCUCGCCAGAGGAUACCACAACAAGUCACAAGAGAAGGAAGCGCUCCUGGUUUUCUUCAACCACACAGCAGAGGCCAAGAUCAGAGCCAUCAUGGAGUACAUCUCAGACAUGCUGGAGUGCGGACGAGAGAAGUUUCUGGUGUUUGCUCAUCACAAACUGGUGCUGGACAGUAUAACCAAAGAGCUCGCUGAGAAGGGAAUCAGUUACAUUCGUAUCGACGGCUCGACGGCGUCGGCGGAGCGACAGCAGCUGUGUGACCGCUUCCAGUCGUCACAGAAGAGCUGCGUGGCUGUUCUGUCCGUCACCGCCGCUAACAUGGGGCUCACGCUGCACUCGGCUGACCUCGUAGUGUUCGCAGAGCUCUUCUGGAACCCCGGAGUCCUGAUUCAAGCGGAGGACCGGGUGCACAGGAUCGGACAGACCAGUAAUGUGGACAUUCAUUACCUGGUGGCCAAAGGCACAGCGGACGAUUACCUCUGGCCCAUGAUACAGGAGAAGAUGAAUGUUUUGGAGCAGGUCGGUUUGUCUGAAUCCAACAUUUCAGAGAAGGCAGAAUCUGCCAGCUUUCACAGCAAGGAUCCUCAUCAGCUGUCCAUCACUGAGAUGUUCCAGAGGUCCUUUGAUGAGGAGGAGAUGCUUGCUUUAGUUGAUCAAGAUCAGUAAGAAUGCUAAUCUUUGCAUAAAAAAAUGUUUCAGUUGCUUUGAAAACCAAUCACUGGACUGGAGAUUUUGUUUGUGACAAAAUGACUAAAUAAAGCCUAAAUAUUUUUGAAA